CUUAUGAAGCUCUGGUUUAAACCUCUGCUAAACCCAGAGUGUGACCAGGUCCCCAAAAUGCCAUUCCCAAACCUCCAAAUUUACCGUUCAUUCUCCAGGCUCUCCUCACCCAACGACGCCCACUUAGCAGACAAAGCCCUAACGUUCCUUAGACGUCACCCAUACCAGCUAAACUCUCUAUCUUCCGAUUUCACCUCUGAAGCCGCAUUGAUUUUACUCCUAAGAACUCAGUCCGACCAAACCCUAACCCUAAACUUCCUGAAAUGGGCUCAGCCCCAACCCUUCUUCACCCCCAAGUUGAAAUGCCUAACCCUCCACAUUUUAACCAAAUUCAAGCUCUACAAAUCCGCCCAAACCCUGGCCCAGAGUCUUGCUGUCAGCUUAACCAACGAUGAAGGCAGUAUCGUCUUUUCGUGCCUCAAAGACACGUACCACCUCUGUGAUUCGAGCUCAAGCUCGGCGGUUUUUGAUUUAGUGGUGAAAUCUUACGCUAGUUUACACAUGAUCGAUAAAGCUUUAAACAUUGUUAAUUUAGCUAAGUUAAAUGGUUUUAUGCCUGGUGUUUUGUCUUAUAACGCAAUUUUGGAUUCAAUAAUUAGGACUAGAGGUGAUAAUUGGGUUAAAUUUUCUGAGAAGGUGUAUGAUGAAAUGAUUAGAAGCAAAAUUUCACCAAAUGUGUUUACUUACAAUAUAUUGAUAAGGGGAUUUUGUAUGGAGGGGAAUUUAGACAUGGGGUUGCGGCUCUUUAGUCAAAUGGAGAAGAAUGAGUGUUUAGCUAAUGUGGUUACUUAUAAUACUUUGAUUGAUGGAUAUUGUAAGCUGAGGAGGAUUGAUGACGCGUAUAAGUUGUUGAAAACGUUGUCUUUGAAAGGUAUUGAGCCGAAUUUGAUUUCUUAUAAUGUGAUCAUUAAUGGGUUGUGUAGAGAAGGGAGGCUAAAGGAGACGAGUGAGAUUUUAAAGGAGAUGAGUCGGAAGGGGUUUGUUCCAGAUGAGGUGACUUAUAAUACACUGGUGAAUGGAUACUGUAAGGAGGGGAACUUUCAUCAAGCACUUGUUUUGCAUGCGGAGAUGAUGAAGAAUGGGUUGCGUCCAAAUGUGGUUACUUAUACGUCGUUGAUCAAUAGUAUGUGUAAGGCAGGAAAUCUGAAUAGGGCAUUGGAAUUUUUUGAUCAGAUGCGUGUUAGAGGGCUUCAUCCAAACCAAAGGACAUAUACAACGUUGAUAGAUGGGUUUUCACAGCAGGGAUUCUUGAAUGAAGCUUACCGCCUCCUGAAUGAAAUGACUGAGAAUGGUUUUGUGCCUUCAAUAGUGACUUAUAAUGCUCUUAUAAAUGGACAUUGUAUUUUGGGAAGGGUUGAAGAGGCUCUUGGAGUGAUUCAGGGUAUGGUUGAGAAAGGGUUGACACCAGAUGUUGUAAGUUACUGUACAAUUAUAUCUGGAUUUUGUAGAAACCAGGAAUGGGACAAGGCAUUUGAAAUGAAGCAGCAGAUGGUUGAGAAGGGUGUUCCACUGGACGCCAUUACUUACUCUACACUCAUUCAAGGUCUGUGUGAUAAAAGGAGACUGGUUGAAGCUUGCAACCUUUUCCAAGAGAUGUUGAAUAGUGGUCUGGCCCCUGAUGAAAUUACUUAUACAACCUUGAUCAAUGCUUAUUGCACAGAAGGAGAUAUAAGUAAGGCUUUUCAUUUGCAUGAUGAAAUGAUUCAGAAGGGAUUCCUUCCUGAUGUUGUUACCUACAGCGUGCUUAUUAAUGGACUCAAUAAACGGGCUCGGACAAAAGAAGCAAAGAGGCUUCUGCUCAAGUUGUUCUAUGAUGAAUCUGUCCCAACUGAUGUUACUUAUAAUACUCUGAUAGAGAAUUGUAGUAAUAUUGAAUUUAAAAGCGUGGUGGCCCUUUUAAAGGGAUUCUGUAUGAAAGGUUUAAUGAAUGAAGCUGAUCAAGUUUUUGAGUCAAUGCUCCAGAGGAACCACAAGCCUAAUGAAGCCGUUUACGAUAUUAUUAUUCAUGGUCAUAGUAGCGGCGGAAAUGUACAGAAGGGAUAUGAACUGUACAAGGAAAUGGUGCAUUCUGGUUUUGUUCCUCAUACUGUGACCAUUAUUGCUCUAGUGAAAGCUUUAUUCAUGGCGGCUAUGAAUGAGGAGUUGAGCCUAGUUGUAGGGAAUACACUGAGAAGCUGUAGGCUUACUGAUGCUGAACUUGCAAAAGUGCUUGUUGAAAUCAACCACAAAGAAGGUAACAUGGAUGCAGUUCUCAAUGUGCUAACUGAAAUGGCCAAGGAUGGCCUCCUUCCAAAUAGCGGAAGAAGCACUAACCGUGGGGAAUAAAGUAUAUGUCAUGAUCGUUCAUUUUUCUUGGUGAUGAUGCCAGAACCCUCGCAAGUUUUGUGGAGUUUCGGAUUUAUGACUGCAUGUCCCUGCUCUUGCCAGCAAUUUCC
This is a messenger RNA of Pistacia vera, 2435 nucleotides long. RefSeq names its product pentatricopeptide repeat-containing protein At5g39710. NCBI's taxonomy places the organism in Eukaryota, Viridiplantae, Streptophyta, Magnoliopsida, Sapindales, Anacardiaceae. The record is from RefSeq and is a predicted model, not a curated record. The transcript is spliced from 2 exons. Gene Ontology annotation, molecular function: protein binding. The coding region runs from base 4 to 2325 and encodes 773 amino acids.